Messenger RNA from Staurois parvus, 585 nucleotides. The record is from the annotation of a GenBank genome assembly. Lineage: Eukaryota; Metazoa; Chordata; Amphibia; Anura; Ranidae.
CUGUCCGCAGUCUCUGGUCAUCCCUGUGCUGUCCGCAGUCUCUGGUCAUCCCUGUGCUGUCCGCAGUCUCUGGUCAUCCCUGUGCUGUCCGCAGUCUCUGGUCAUCCCCUGUACUGUCCGCAGUCUCUGGUCAUCCCUGUACUGUCCGCAGUCUCUGUCUCUGGUCAUCCCUGUGCUGUCCGCAGUCUCUGGUCAUCCCUGUGCUGUCCGCAGUCUCUGGUCAUCCCUGUGCUGUCCGCAGUCUCUGGUCAUCUCCUGUACUGUGUCCGCAGUCUCUGGUCAUCCCUGUACUGUGUCCGCAGUCUCUGGUCAUCUCCUGUACUGUGUCCGCAGUCUCUGGUCAUCCCUGUACUGUGUCCGCAGUCUCUGGUCAUCCCUGUACUGUGUCCGCAGUCUCUGGUCAUCCCUGUACUGUGUCCGCAGUCCCUGGUCAUCCCUGUACUGUGUCCGCAGUCUCUGGUCAUCCCUGUACUGUGUCCGCAGUCUCUGGUCAUCCCUGUACUGUCCGCAGUCACUGGUCAUCCCUGUACUGUCCGCAGUCACUGGUCAUCCCUGUACUGUGUCCGCAGUCUCUGGUCAUCUCCU